Salvia miltiorrhiza (redroot sage) is the source of this 834-nucleotide messenger RNA. RefSeq lists its product as uncharacterized. The transcript has 3 exons. Bases 13 to 630 code for a protein of 205 amino acids. The record is from RefSeq and is a predicted model, not a curated record. NCBI's taxonomy places the organism in Eukaryota, Viridiplantae, Streptophyta, Magnoliopsida, Lamiales, Lamiaceae.
AGGCCCGUCUGGAUGACUCCCGAUUUUUGGACUGGACUCCGGGAUUACUGGCAUCAGCCCGAGGUUGAGGCUGUUUCAAAUCGAGCACGUGCCAACCGGAUGUCCGAGCCCGAUGGGGAGGGUACAGGGAUCAGUAGGCACGUGGGCGGGUCCCAGUCGACUCGUAUCCUGCAGCAGUAUAUGAGCUUGGAUCCUGGUACUCCCCAGGAUGCACCGAACUAUGCCACCUUCCUCCGCCUCCACACGUACGCCGACGGAAGUUAUACGUCGGAGAGAGAUGCUAGAAUUGACGCCGAGGUUCAUCGACUGGCCGCUGCCACAGGACGACAGGAGCGGCUAGACGAGGUGUAUUUGGAGGUGGUGCAAAUUGAUAGGUCACGGAUCUACGGCGUCGGGAGUGCCGGGCAGAGUCAGGCUAGUAGGGGGUCUAUCCGCAGCACGGGCAGUUCUGCGGUGUCUCAGCAGCUUUAUGAGACACGGAUCUCCACGCUGGAGGAGCAAUUGGUCGCAGAGCAAGCACAACGCCAACAGAUGGAGGACCGCAUGGCUCAAUUGGAGGCGUUUAUGAGGAUGUAUAAUGCUCAGCCACCUCCAGGGCCUGAUGCCGAUGAUGAUGAUGAUGAUGCUUAGAAUUAUUAAAACUAUAUAUUUAUGUUUUCAAACAAAAUUACAUUUGCACUUUCUUUUCAAAUUUAUGUUUUAUUGAACUAUAUAUUUCAAGUGCUUUAAUUAUUAAAACUAUAUAUGUUUUAUAUAUUUAAGGCAAUGAUGAUGAUGAUUGCAUUUAACAUAAACAAAUAAAUUCAAAUCACAUUAUAAUAACCAAAUUAAAAC